This is a messenger RNA of Aspergillus ibericus CBS 121593, 3159 nucleotides long. Its product is annotated as putative C6 transcription factor (Mut3). Gene Ontology annotation, biological process: positive regulation of transcription by RNA polymerase II; DNA-templated transcription. The record is from RefSeq and is a predicted model, not a curated record. The transcript has 4 exons. NCBI's taxonomy places the organism in Eukaryota, Fungi, Ascomycota, Eurotiomycetes, Eurotiales, Aspergillaceae. Bases 1 to 3159 code for a protein of 1052 amino acids. Gene Ontology annotation, molecular function: sequence-specific DNA binding; zinc ion binding; DNA-binding transcription factor activity, RNA polymerase II-specific. Gene Ontology annotation, cellular component: nucleus.
AUGGCAUCCGCUCCCAGUCCGGCGCAUGCCGACAAUGCGAACGAGGACGACCCCUCGGCCGCCUCCGAUUCCUUCUUCUAUCCCCACGAAGACCACGACGCUUCCCCCGGCCAUGAUCCGUUGGAGAAGGAUGAUGGGCUGGCCGACCCCAAGCCGGUGAAGGAUCCUCUUCCGAUGCAGAAGAGGCGUCGGGUGACGCGCGCUUGUGAUGAAUGUCGUCGCAAAAAGAUCAAGUGCGACGGAAAGCAGCCGUGCACCCAUUGCACUGUCUACAGCUAUGAAUGCACGUAUGAUCAACCGUCAAAUCGUCGUCGCAACCCCGCCCCUCAAUAUGUCGAGGCUCUUGAGAACCGUUUGCACAAGGCGGAAGCGCUUCUGCGCGUGGUGCUCCCUGAUCUGAACCUUGACGACCCACAAUUCGAUGUGCACGCCACAGAGCAAAUGUUGGCGGCCAUCAAGCGAGAAAAACAGCAGCAACAGCAACAACCGUCCACGACAUCGCUCCCAGCCCCCAGCGAUCGGCGUCGAAGUUCCGUGGCCAUUGCGGGCUCUGCCGACGCUACUGCGGAUGGAAAUUGCGGGGACGAGUCGCUCCUCGAGUCGAUGGUCGAUAAUUCUGGCUAUUUAGAUCUGGACGACCAGGGUCAUUGGGAUUACCACGGCCACAGCUCGGGCAUGACCUUCAUCCGCCGAUUGCGCAAGCAGCUAGGCGCUUCCGACAUACAGCCGCCGACGAUCCGAUCGCGACCGGUCAGUCAGUCCAAGUUUGACAGCCCGAAAGCCGUAUCGGAGUCGCCGCAGGAUGCGUCCUUGCCCCCUACCCACGACCUGCCGCCGCGGGAUGUUGCACGGCGGUUGUGUCACAAUGCAUUCGAUGACGGCUGCUCGCUGAUGCGCUUCGUGCACGAACCCUCGUUCUACGCCAUGUUUGAUCGGAUUUACGAUACGCCGCCGGAUCAGUUCACCAACGAAGAAAACUCGUUCUUGCCGUUGCUUUACAUUGUCAUUGCGGUCGGUUGUCUAUUUUCGGAUGGAGGAAUGAGUGCGAUUGAUGUCGCUGGAUACGAGGGUGCCAUUGGCCAAGGGUUCCAAUACUUCAAGGCUGGUCAACAGCUUUUGGAGAUUACCGAUUGUCGCGACUUGACCUCCCUACAGGCGAUUUGUUUCAUGGUCCUCUUCCUUCAAGCAUCCGCUAAACUGAGUACCUGCUAUUCGUACGUGGGCAUUGCCCUGCGUUCCGCCCUGCGACUGGGCUUGCACCGCAAAGUGACGGCGCAUUUUACACCCCUCGAGCAGGAGCUGCGGAAACGCAUCUUCUGGGUGAUACGUAAGAUGGACGUCUACGUGAGCACGAUGCUGGGUCUCCCCUUGAUGCUGAGCGACGACGACAUUGACCAAGAGUACCCGUCUUCGGUCGAUUCGGAAUUCAUUACCAAGGAUGGCAUUCUGCCCAUGCCGGCGGAUCACAUACCUCUUAUGGCUGGGGCUAAUGCGCAUACCCGGCUAUCCAGCAUCAUCCUUAAGGUUGUGAAAUAUAUCUACCCGGUGAAGCAUGCUCAACAUCGGGCUGGGUCGGACCAACGCUACGUCGUGAGCCAUUCCAAGAUCCGAGAGAUCGAACGGGAUCUCCAGGCUUGGAUGGAGGAACUGCCGGCGGCACUGCGUCCGGGGACGGAAGUCUCCCCACAACUUGAGCGGAUCCGGCAACUGCUGCGGAUUAGCUACGCCCAUGUUCAGGUGAUGUUGUACCGCCCUUUCCUGCACUACGUGUCCAGCGGCUCGCAGGCUCGCGGGGUGGACCGUCGUUCCUACGCCUGUGCGGCGGCGUGUGUCAGUGUCUCCCGGAACAUCGUUCACAUCACCACGGGCAUGCAUAAGAGGGGAUUGUUGAAUGGCUCUUUCUGGUUCACCAUGUACACGACCUAUUUUGCCAUUCUGUCGCUGCUGUUCUUUGUUCUUGAGAACCCGGAUUCGCCCACUGCCAAGGACGGUGUCCUCAAAGACGCCAUGGAAGGCAAAACCACCCUCGCGGGGCUGGCCAAGAAGAGCAUGGCUGCGGACCGUUGCUCCCAGAGUCUCGUCUGUCUGUUCAAGAAUCUGCCCGAGCUGCUUAAGAACCGACAGAGCGCUACCGCUCGUGCCAACCUCAAGCGUCCAGCACCGUCUAGUGGCGGCCGGGCGACGGCCAACAAAAUCCCGGCCACCGGGAUGCCGCCACCGCAGCGGGCCAGCACCUUUCCAAACCAACUGCUGCACCGAUCGACCAAGUCGGAGUCCAGCAACACGCUCAAGAGCCUGGACGACAGCGUUACAACAGCACGCAAUGGCACACCCAACCCCCGUCAUAGUCAGCCUCCGACGUGGUUCCCGUCCACCCCAGAGCCGCCCGCAGAAACCGUGUCGACGCCUUCAGAGACAGCAACUACCAAUCCGUCGGCCCGAGCAUCGCCUGUAUCGGCAUCAUUGCCCACGGGAGACCCCUCCACUGCGAACCCGUUCAAUGCACAGGCGUUCGCGAACCACUACAACUUCCCCGACCUCAUGCCUAUCAUGUUCCCCUCGGACGAUCCGUUUGCCUAUCCAACGCAACCGAUGUCGACACUGGAAAAUGAUCAUUUCCAAGAUGUGACGGGCGCGCCAGUCACUGGUCAGUUUGCACCAGGUAUGGCGUCAACCGCCGACGCCAACGGGGUAAGCGCGCUCGCGGCGGCCACACCGACAGUGGACGGCUUCGGAAACUUCCCUCUCUUCGCGGGCGGAACCCGCAGCGGUCUGGGCCCCAGCAUCUCGAACCGUCUGGCUAACCAACCGCCAAUGAACGCCUCCCGGCUGCAGUCGCCCGGCUCACACGCCUCAACGCCCGGCACCAACGGCGAGGUCGUCAACAGCCCGGACCUCGUCUCUCUGCCGAACCAGAACUUCAUGUGGCAGGGCUACAACUUCCAGCCGCCGAACUUCCCCGCGGAAGCGACCGUGCCCACGACCGCCUCGAAUCUCGGACAAUUCGGUCUGAGCGUGGACGACACCACCAACCCGACGGGCUUAGGGAUGGGACUGGACCUGGGGCUUCCACUGGACGAUAUCUUCGGGAACGGCGAUGCGUGCCGACCGGGCGCACUGGGGGAUGAUUGGACUCAAUGGAUGAAUGUGGGCGGCUAA